CCAACCAACAAACUCACACAGACCAAUAAAAGAAGCCCCUCCCUGUAAGAGAGAGAGAAAGAUCAAAAAUCAGAACACGCUUUGAAACUGAAAGACAGAGUGAGUGUGUGUUUGUGAAAGAGAGAGAGAGAGAGAAGAAAACAGAAACAAACGUUGUCUGUGCGAGUUAGAGAGAGAAACCCCAGAAAAUCAGAAAAUCCAACCCCAUUUUCUCUCUCUCUACUUUCCAUUUGAUCGGAGCCUCUCAUUGUGCUUUUCCGAUCACCGUCAAAUCAGCUCCGUUCUCCGGUUCGGGUCGGUGCAAUGGAGCAGUACGGCCGGUCCAGUGAAGGUUCGCGGUCUGAUCCGUCCCCGGAAUGGGCCGGGCCCGGAGCCCAAACCGGUCUUGAAGAGCCUAUGUGGCAAUUGGGGCUGGGUGCUGCGGAGGAAUCGUAUCCGCAACGCCCCGAUGAGGCUGAUUGCACUUACUACUUGAGGACCGGUUUCUGUGGCUUCGGUUCGCGGUGUCGGUACAAUCACCCUCGUGACCGUGGCACGUUUGUUGGAGCUGAGAGGACUGCGGGGGAGUAUCCGGAACGAGUUGGCCAACCUGUGUGCCAGUAUUACAUGAGGACUAGAACGUGCAAGUUUGGUUCGUCUUGCAAGUACCACCACCCGAGGCUAGCAGGAGGAUCUGCUACCCCUGUGUCACUAAACUAUUAUGGAUAUCCAUUGCGUCCGGGUGAAAAGGAGUGCUCAUAUUAUGUGAAAACGGGACAAUGCAAGUUUGGUGCGACUUGUAAAUUCCAUCAUCCGGUUCCUGCUGGCGUCCAAAUUCCAGCACCAUCACCAGUUGCUCCAGUUUCGCCUUUGCCUGUACCAGUGCCUUCACCGUUAUAUUCAACCAUGCAGCCCCCACCUGGUCCUUCAUCACAGCAAAUUGGUGUGCUGGUUGCAAGGCCUCCUCUGCUGCCUGGCUCAUUAGUCCAGAGUCCCUAUGGACCUGUGGUACUGUCACCUGCCAUGGUACCUAUUUCUGGCUGGGGUCCUUAUCAAGCUUCUGGAACAGGUGCUGUACUUCCUUCCGGUACUCCUAAUGUUGGUUCAGCACAGCUUUAUGGGAUGACACAACUGCCUUCAUCAGCAGCUGCCUAUCCUGGACCUUAUCAACUACCUGGUUCCUUAGUUGGUCCUUCAAGCAGUAAUCAGAAGGAGCAGGCAUUUCCAGAAAGGUCUAAUCAACCAGAUUAUCAGUAUUAUCCGAAAACAGGGGAGGUUAAAGUUGGUCCAUCCUAUAGGUAUCACCCUCCACCAGAAAUGACUGCACCAAAAGCAAAUGUGACUCUUAGUCCUGGUGGUCUUCCUUUGCGCCCGGGGGCAUCACCUUGUACACAUUAUGCACAACAUGGAGUAUGUAAGUUUGGUUCUGCAUGCAAAUUCGAUCAUUCUAUGGGAUCACUGAGUUAUAGUCCAUCUGCUUCUUCCCUGGCUGACAUGCCUGUUGCACCCUAUCCUGUGGGUUCAACAAUUGGUACUCUUGCUCCAUCGUCAUCGUCAUCAGAGUUGCGGCUGGAACUUUCCUCUGGAUCCAACAAAGAGUCUGUUCCAUCCAGAAUGUCUUCAUCGUCCGGAAUGUUGACAGGGUCAAUAGGCUUGACUUUGUCAACUGGUGAACCCAUUUCUCAAUCAAAUAGUCAGCCAUCUGCUCCAAGUCUGGAUCCAUUAGCCACUGCCACUAGUACCACCACUAGCAAUGUCUCUCACACCUCAAGCUAAGCAAUGUGAAUGCAUACCUCAUCAUUACUCCUCUUUUCCAUCCCAAUUCUUCCACUGGACAUAAUUAUUCAAGGAGGUCCUCCAACAGGUUUUGUUUUCAGUUGUCCCAGUUCCACUUUCAAGUCUAGCACACUUCACACCAAUUAUCUGUGUUUAUAUAAUCUUUAUGUGGCCAUUCCUUUUAUCUUGAAUAAAUCAUGGCCAUCCUUGAGAAUUUUAGCAAUCCAUACGACCCCCUUGCUUUUGAAUAACUCUCAAAGAAUCUGCAAGCCCGUUGUGCACAUGCCCUGUCACAUCUCCAAAUUUUGGAGCUUGUAAUGUUUAUCUGUGCUCCAUUCUUUUUUGUACCAGAACAUUCUGUCUACCACGUCUUUAUGUCUCUUCACCUGAACCCUUUCCUAAUUUGGGACAAUUUUCCACUUCUGUUUUGUAAGUACUGUUUAAUACGUUUCCCAACAACUUGUAUUUAGGGUUAAUCGUGAAGAGCAGGAAGCAGGAGAACUACAAUGGGGCUUCACAUUGCUAUCUUAUAUGGUUUUAGAUACACGAUGAUGUUGUGAAAUGAAAAGCUUGACUUGUUACUUAAAUUUAUUACAGAAUACAUAUAUGAAGAAGCAAAUCUAAAUUAGCAC
Molecule: messenger RNA, 2387 nt
Organism: Vigna angularis (adzuki bean)
Lineage: Eukaryota; Viridiplantae; Streptophyta; Magnoliopsida; Fabales; Fabaceae
Product: zinc finger CCCH domain-containing protein 58
Exons: 7
Coding region: 304-1755 (483 amino acids)
Molecular function (GO): metal ion binding; mRNA binding
Source: RefSeq, a predicted model, not a curated record